CUGAAGGAGUACCAGUUGGGAAAACUACGAGCCGCUCGCGUUGGAAACAGAGUGGUGGAAACUGGAGGGCUACACCUUUUAGGAGCUGUUCAUCACAGACCGGUUCUGGGGAUUUACAUGGAGAGUUGAGACUAGCAUGAAGUGUACACCUUUAAUGAUGUUUGUAUCCCCGGCUUUGGAAUUUGUUUUGUUUGUUUGUAUUGGGUUAUCCGAAGCUGCACCUCGUUCCGACGUCAACGAUGUAAAGCCUUUCAGGAGAGAACCCCGUGAAGCGUCCGAGACCACCCUGGACCUGCUCAACGCCACCAUGCCUAACCAUUUACCGGAGGAGAGGCUCGGAAUUGCCACAUUGUUAGCGCUCACGCCGGCUCCUACAACGGUGUCCCCCAGGGCGUUCGGCGGGACUGUACAACUUAAGACCACCGCAACACAAACAACCACAACUGCCACCACUGUACAACAAACAACAAGGGUACCUACCACCAAGCCCAGGGAAAUUGUUACAUCAACGACUUCAAAACAGAAAAAUGAUUUAGUUCACACGACACCAUUUACCGUUACAACGUCUACAAAGUCGAUACCUUCUCCUUUUCCUGUGGUAAAAACAACGUUUCCGACCGCGGCAACUGUGCUCACCGAUCGGACGACUAGUUCACGGUCUCCGAAAAGCACCGCUCCUCCGCUUACACCCACUACCGACAAUAGCCAAGACUCCCCGUGUAACUGCACCAGCGAGGGCGUCCUGGACCCAGAGGACUGUGACAGGGUGACGGGACAGUGCUCCUGCCUCUCGGGGUACACGGGCCUGCAGUGCGAGGACUGUGAGGAGGGACACUUCUCCAACGGUUCCACGGGCUGCCUGCCCUGCGGCUGCGACUCCUUCGGCGCCGUUGAAGACCGCUGCGACAGCGCGGGGAUCUGCGUGUGUAAAACGGGGGUGUACGGCCCCAAGUGUGACGAGUGCCAUCCUGGGUACUUCCGGUUCAGCAGCACGGGAUGCCAGCCGUGCCAGUGCAGCAACCACUCCGCCUACUGCCACCCGCAGUCAGGCAUCUGCCUGAACUGCCAAGGCAACACGAAAGGACCCGGCUGUGAGGAAUGCAAGUACAAUUUCUACAGGAGGCCGGAUGCUGCCCCGACAGACGCCUGCCUCCCCUGCCCCUGCUCCACCGUCACCUCCACGGGCAGCUGCCACUUCGAUUCGGCGGGACGCCCUGUGUGCGACCAGUGCAGGCCGGAGUAUCAGGGCCCCAACUGUGACCAGUGCAGGGAUGGCUUCUACAACUCCGACAGCAUCUGCGUGCCCUGUGAAUGCCACGGCAACGCCAACCCUGCUGCUGACCCUCGGCUGUGCAACCCGGACACAGGGCACUGCCUGAGCUGCGCCAACAACACCGCAGGCCCGCGCUGUGAGCUCUGCGCCCCGGGCUUCUCCGGAGACCCCCUCACCCACGGCUGCACCCCCGCAGAUGUAAAGACUCUUCCAGGCCCAGAGAUCAGGACGACGACGACAGCACCCCCCAGAAUCACACGCACCACCUCUACACCCGACAGCGGAAGAAUGACCUCCAUGACCAACUCCACCGGCCUGCGAACGGCGGUCACCACGCAAGCCCUGCUGACCAGUCUCGGCAGCCCCACAGACAACACCACGGCUGCCGUCACCGAGGUGUCCUGGACCCAGUUCAACAUCAUCGUCCUGGCCGUCAUCAUCGUGGUGGUGGUGCUGCUCAUGGGCUUUGUGGGGGGGGUCUACACCUAUCGCGAGUACCAGAACCGCAAGCUCAACGCCCCCUUCUGGACCAUCGAGCUGAAGGAGGACAACAUCAGCUUCAGCAGCUACCACGACAGCAUCCCCAACGCCGACGUCUCAGGCCUGCUGGAGGACGAGGCCAGUGAGGCGGCGCCCAACGGCCAGCUGGCUCUCACCACCUCCAUGAACAUGUAUAAGGCUUAGAGCGAGGCCACGCCCCAUCGGGCACCCUGCUGGAGGGAGAGCUGAGGACAUAAGCGUGGAGGCA
Molecule: messenger RNA, 2021 nt
Organism: Megalops cyprinoides (Indo-Pacific tarpon)
Lineage: Eukaryota; Metazoa; Chordata; Actinopteri; Elopiformes; Megalopidae
Product: multiple epidermal growth factor-like domains protein 9
Exons: 6
Coding region: 137-1957 (606 amino acids)
Biological process (GO): axon guidance
Cellular component (GO): basement membrane
Molecular function (GO): extracellular matrix structural constituent
Source: RefSeq, a predicted model, not a curated record